Molecule: messenger RNA, 4947 nt
Organism: Cornus florida
Lineage: Eukaryota; Viridiplantae; Streptophyta; Magnoliopsida; Cornales; Cornaceae
Product: CHD3-type chromatin-remodeling factor PICKLE
Exons: 31
Coding region: 200-4624 (1474 amino acids)
Biological process (GO): chromatin remodeling; negative regulation of transcription by RNA polymerase II
Cellular component (GO): nucleus; chromatin
Molecular function (GO): DNA binding; histone binding; chromatin binding
Source: RefSeq, a predicted model, not a curated record
CUACCCCAAAUUUCACUCUUUUUGAAUGAAAAUUAAAACCCAACGCCAUCGAAACUGCUUCUGCUUCUCUGCUUCUCUCUCUCUCUCUCUCUCUCUCUCUCUCCUGUCAACUAAAGUUCACUAACUCUCGCUCUGGUCUCCAUCGGUAAUCAAUUGACAACAAUCUGACAGCAGAGUUCUUCUCUCCUUGUUGCAGAAUAUGAGUAGUUUGGUCGAGAGGCUUCGUGUAAGAUCAGAUCGUAAACCUAUUUACAAUUUAGAUGAUUCAGAUGAUGAUGCUGAUCUUGUGCGUGGGAAAUCUGGGACAACCGGGGAGAAGGUUGAAAGGAUAGUCAGAACUGAUGCGAAAGAUGAUUCAUGUCAAGCCUGUGGCGGCAGUGGGAAUCUCCUGUGCUGUGAAACAUGUACUUAUGCUUACCAUCCCAAGUGUUUACUUCCACCGCUAAAAGCUCCUCUUCCAAGCAAUUGGAGAUGCCCUGAAUGCGUUAGCCCUCUAAAUGAUAUUGAUAAGAUAUUGGACUGUGAAAUGCGACCUACUGUUGCUGAUGAUAGUGAUGCCUCUAAGCUGGGAUCAAAGCAAAUAUUUGUCAAACAAUAUCUUGUUAAGUGGAAAGGGUUAUCUUAUCUUCACUGCACAUGGGUACCAGAGAAAGAGUUCUUAAAAGCUUACAAAACACAUCCUCGUUUGAAGAUGAAAGUAAACAACUUUAAACGUCAAAUGUCAUCAACGAAUAACUCAGAAGAUGAGUUCGUGGCUAUUCGGCCUGAAUGGACUACUGUUGAUCGGAUUAUUGCUUGCAGGGGAGAUGAUGAUGAGAAGGAGUAUCUCGUGAAAUGGAAAGAGCUUAACUAUGAUGAAUGUUAUUGGGAAUUUGAAUCUGAUAUUUCAUCAUUUCAACCUGAAAUUGAUAAAUUUAACAGUAUUCAGUCUAGAAAUCGCAAAAAAUCUACAAGUAAGCAGAAGAACAGUCCUCAUGAUGCCAUAGAAUCGAAAAAGAAGCAGAAAGAAUUUCAACAGUAUGAACACAGUCCUGAUUUCCUUUCUGGAGGCUCACUGCACCCGUAUCAGCUAGAAGGAUUGAACUUCCUACGCUUCUCAUGGUCCAAACAAACGCACGUGAUACUUGCAGAUGAAAUGGGCCUUGGCAAAACAAUACAGAGCAUUGCUUUUUUAGCAUCUCUUUUUGGAGAGAAUAUCACUCCACAUUUGGUAGUAGCGCCCCUUUCAACAUUGCGGAAUUGGGAACGUGAAUUUGCAACAUGGGCACCACAAUUGAACGUUGUUAUGUAUGUUGGUUCUUCCCAAGCUCGUGUUGUUAUUAAGGACUAUGAAUUUUACUUGCCUAAAAAUUCUAAGAAGAUCAAGAAAAAGAAAUCUGGUCACAUUGUUGGUGAGAGCAAGCAGGACAGGAUAAAAUUUGAUGUCCUCCUAACAUCGUAUGAAAUGAUUAACAUGGAUAGUGCCUCAUUGAAGCCAAUAAAGUGGGAGUGUAUGAUUGUUGAUGAAGGUCAUCGUCUCAAGAAUAAGGAUUCGAAAUUGUUUCUUGCACUGAAGCAGUACUCUAGUAGACAUCGUGUCCUUUUGACUGGAACUCCUCUUCAGAACAACCUUGACGAACUUUUCAUGCUCAUGCACUUCCUUGAUGCUGGGAAGUUUGGAAGUUUAGAGGAGUUCCAGGAGGAGUUCAAGGAUAUCAAUCAAGAGGAGCAGGUGUCAAGGCUUCAUAAAAUGUUGGCCCCCCAUCUCCUUAGAAGAGUGAAGAAGGAUGUAAUGAAGGAGCUACCUCCUAAAAAGGAGCUGAUUUUGCGUGUGGAAUUGAGUAGUAAGCAGAAGGAAUACUACAAGGCCAUUCUGACUCGUAAUUAUCAGAUCCUAACUCGUCGAAGUGGUCCCCAGAUUUCUCUUAUCAACGUGGUUAUGGAAUUGCGGAAGCUUUGUUGUCACCCAUAUAUGUUAGAAGGACUUGAACCUGAUAAUGCAAAUGAGUUUUACAAACAGCUGCUGGAAUAUUCUGGCAAAUUGCACCUUUUGGAUAAAAUGAUGUUGAAGCUUAGGGAGGGUGGUCAUAGAGUUCUGAUAUAUACACAAUUUCAGCAUAUGCUGGAUCUACUAGAAGAAUAUUGUUCCUUUAGGAAAUGGCAAUAUGAGCGGAUUGAUGGAAGAGUUGCUGGUGCUGAUAGACAAAUUCGAAUAGAUCGGUUUAAUGCCAAGAAUUCUUCCAGAUUUUGUUUUCUGCUAUCUACCAGAGCUGGGGGUUUGGGAAUAAACCUUGCAACUGCUGACACGGUUAUUAUAUAUGACAGUGAUUGGAAUCCCCAUGCUGAUUUACAAGCAAUGGCAAGAGCUCAUCGACUUGGGCAAACAAAUAAGGUAAUGAUUUAUCGGCUUGUAACACGAGGGACCAUUGAAGAAAGGAUGAUGCAGAUGACCAAGAAGAAAAUGGUUUUGGAACAUCUAGUUGUCGGGAGGCUCAAAGCACAAAACAUUAACCAGGAAGAAUUGGAUGAUAUCAUAAGGUAUGGCUCAAAGGAGCUGUUUGCUGAUGAGAAUGAUGAAGCAGGAAAAUCCCGGCAAAUUCAUUAUGAUGAUGCUGCGAUUGAUAGGUUACUUAACCGUGACCAAGUUGGAGAUGAAGAGACUACUUUAGAUGAUGAAGAGGAAGAUGGAUUUUUGAAGGCCUUUAAGGUAGCAAAUUUUGAAUACAUUGAGGAAGUAGAAGCAGGAGCCCGAGCAGCAGAGGAAUUACAAAAUGCACCCACAGAGAAUAAAACUACGACAAACAAUACAGAAAGAGGUAGUUAUUGGGAAGAUUUGUUAGGAGACAGAUACGAAGUGCAUAAAAUUGAAGAGUUUAAUGCCAUGGGCAAGGGAAAGAGAAGUCGUAAACAGAUGGUCUCCGUUGAAGAAGAUGACCUUGCGGGUUUGGAGGAUGUAAGCUCCGAUGGUGAAGAUGAUAACUAUGAAGCUGAAUUGACUGAUGGCGAGACAGCUCCAGCUGGAACUCCAAUUUCAAGAAAACCUUACAAAAAGAAAGCCCGUGUGGAUGGUACAGAACCACUUCCUUUGAUGGAAGGUGAAGGGAGAUCAUUCAGAGUAUUGGGGUUCAAUCAAAAUCAAAGGGCUGCAUUUGUCCAAAUUUUGAUGAGAUUUGGAGUUGGGGACUUUGACUGGUCAGAGUUUACGCCACGCUUGAAGCAGAAGACGUUUGAAGAAAUUAAAGAUUAUGGAACUCUUUUUUUAACUCACAUUGCUGAAGAUAUCACUGACUCACCAACCUUUUCAGACGGUGUUCCGAAGGAAGGACUAAGAAUACAUGAUGUACUUGUUAGGAUUGCAGUCUUACUUUUGAUAAGGGACAAGGUGAAGGUUUCAUUAGAAAAGCCAGGGCCCCACCUUUUUGCAGAUGAUAUUGUAUCUCGCUUCCCCGGUUUGAAAAGCGGAAGGUUUUGGAAGGAGGAGCAUGAUCUAUCACUACUGCGAGCUGUGUUAAAGCAUGGUUAUGGACGAUGGCAAGCUAUUGUUGAUGAUAAAGAUUUGAGGGUCCAAGAGAUCAUUUGUAAGGAGCUGAAUCUCCCCUUCAUAAAUCUCCCUGUCCCAGGAGCUUCUCAAUCACAAAAUGGUGCAAAUACCGUUCAUGCAGAAACCCCUGGCAGUCAGUUGGGGCCUACUGGUGGUGGGAGUGAUUUUGCCGCUGGUAUUGCCCAGGGGGCGACUGAUGCUGUAAACCGAGCCCAGUUAUACCAGGAUUCUUCUAUAUUAUAUCAUUUUAGAGAGAUGCAGAGAAGACUGGUUGAAUUUAUCAAGAAAAGGGUGCUUCUUUUGGAGAAGGCUCUCAAUGCAGAGUACCAGAAGGAAUUCUUUGGUGAUGAAAAACCUAAUGAGAUCCUUAAUGAUGAGCUGGGGAAUGAGUCCAAGGUUAUAGAUAUAGCAGGUCCAAGCUCCAUGGGAAUUGAUGCCCAAAUGAUUGAUCAGCUGCCUCAAAUAGAAGUGGUUUCUCCAGAAGAAAUUUCAGCAGCUGCUUGUGAUAAUAAACCAGAUCGUCUGAGGACAGCUCAGCUUUACAAUGAGAUGUGCAAGUUACUGGCAGAAAAUGUACAUGAUUCGUUGGAGGCGCACUUGGCAAACAAACCGGCAGGUUUCAAGUUGAGAAAGAACCUCAUUCCACUGGAAGCCAUUUAUCAAGAGAUAACCCGAAUUCUUCCUCCCAUGCCACAGAAUUCCCCAAGUUUGGAACAUGUGGUAUCAAAUGCUGAUCAGCAGUCACAUGUUGAAACACCAACAAACAUUACAGGAUUUAGUUCAACUACAAAAGAAGAUCACAAUGCUGAUGCAGUAACAAAGAUUCCAACAACAGAAUCAGGAGAUCAGACAGAAAGUAGUAAAUUAACAGAACAAGAUCUACAGAAAGAAAAGAGCAACUCUCCGUGUAAUGUUGCUGCUGCAGAUUCAUCUCCGAAUAAUCCUACUCGUUCUCCUCAGAAUGAACCUACUUCUCCGCCCAAUGGAACUGCUGGUGAUGUGGAAAUGGUAGAAGAGCAGCAUGCUGCUGUUUCUAAUGAUAAUGCUCCAGCUAAUGGAUGUAGAGAUGAACCCGGCUCUGGAGUAAUUGUUUUGGAUGAUUAAAUUUCAUGAAAAUGACAUUACUGGACUCGUCAUCUUACCGUUUUGCUUUUCUACAGUGAAGAAGAAAAAAAUGUGCUGUCUGAGUCUAAUCACCACUAUUCUGUAUCAAUAUUUUUGCAUUGCACAAGUUAUACUGAAAAUCUUGUAGAUUCCCAAAUUUGGGGGCUUACUGAACACAGCUGUUGGUGCCUUGGUGUUUGUAAUACAAAAUUCUAUCGAGCAAUUUAAUGAAUGUGCUCCUCUGGAGUUUCUAAUUUGAUUAUUCGAAUCUUUUUUAUGUAUUAAUAUGAGGGGUUCUUUGGAUUUUUUUAAUAUUCCAUAAA